AUACGUAUGUAUAUGCAUUCUUGUAAGUGCGUGGAUACGAAACAUCUGAAGUUGAGAUAUAAUAGAGUGAAUGUAUCUUCUAAAGAACUACUGAAGCAUAAGAGAAAAAUAAGAAAAUAACAAACAAAUAAGAACAACAGUACUAACUCGUCAUCCAGUCUGCAUACAAAACAUAAUCAGCCAGCAAUUUAAAAAAAAUAUAAUCGGCAGGUCGGACGUAUAAUAAACUGUAAGCGUAUAAAAUAUAUUAUAUAUGGACAUAUAUAGUAUAUUUAUGUAAGAUAUAUGCAGCGACGUCAAACAUAACAAGAAAGCAUUUUAAAAAUAAGUGUUUAAAAACAAAGAGAAAUAAAUCCAAAAUACAAAAAUUUAAGCCUGGAAGAUUAAAAUGUGGAAAUUACGUGAAAUAACCGACAAAGUCACCAAUGUGGUGAUGAACUAUUCUGAUGUCGAGGCUAAAGUACGAGAAGCCACAAAUGAUGAUGCUUGGGGUCCACAUGGCUCGCUAAUGGGUGAAAUUGCACAGUACACAUUUACAUACGAACAUUUCCCGGAAGUAAUGGGCAUGCUUUGGAAACGAAUGUUGCAUGAUAACAAGAAGAACUGGCGACGAGUAUAUAAGUCUCUGCUGUUGCUAUCCUACCUAGUGAAGAAUGGUUCAGAAAGAGUGGUCACCAGUUCACGGGAACACUUGUAUGAUUUACGCAGCCUUGAAAACUAUACCUAUACAGAUGAAAAUGGGAAAGAUCAGGGACUGAAUGUACGGCAAAAAGGUAAAGAAUUGAUUGAUUUCAUCCAGGAUGAUGAGAGGCUAAGAGAUGAACGGAAGAAAGCUAAAAAAACAAAAGACAAGUACAUUGGAAUGGCCAGUGACAGCCAUGGUAUCAGAUAUAAAGGAGACCGUUAUGAUGAAGACUACCGCUCGACACCAUCUGCAACGUCAUCACACAUUGGCAGGUUAGACGAUAUUGAUGAUUGGAAUAGAGGCAAGAAGUCAGUUGCAAGUGAAGCAAUAGAUAAAGUAAAGGAUCUCUGGCACCGUGCACAUGGCAAGAAAAAUAUAGAUGAUGUUAUAGACUAUAGUGAUGAUAAUGAAAAUCGAUAUGAAGAUAAAGAAAAAGCAUCUCGUGACCGUAAGGAGUUUGAGUUUAAAGAUGAGGAUGAAGAGUAUACUUCUGUGGAACGCACUCAAACAACACACACUGAGAAAAUUACCACCAAUAUCCGUACCACUCGAUCUAACAAGAAAUUAGACCUUGGUGCAGCUGCAAACUAUGGUAAAGAGUCUAAUCAGGUGCCUGAGAGCAGUGGAAACUACAAUCUAAUUGACACAGUAGUCCCUUCUGCAUCUUCUCCAGGAGAUAUAUUUACCGACUUUAGUGAUUUUAAAUCAUCGACUUCUCAAAAUGGAGUCACGACCGAUAUAGCUUCUAGUAAUUCUAAUGGUGAUUUUGGUGAGUUUUCUGCUUUUCAAGGAGUUUCAGCCACCAGUGUAACAUCAUCUUCACAAAGUAACUUUGCUGACUUUUCCAAGAUGAACACUGCUGCUUCUCAAAAUUCUUCUUCAGUCCAACCAGUUGCUGCAAGCACCACACCAUCUGCUGAUUUAUAUGAUGUAUUUACUGCCCCAGUUUCUAAUCCUGCCAGUGGAGGCAACAUACCUCCAAUGCAAGCUCCCAACCUUGCUUCCCCAAUGAAUCCUUCUGGGACAUUAACAUCACAGAUAACCACUGGUUCAGCCAUCAGCAUGCAGACUUUGAGUGGGAUGAGUUUAGGAACCGGUACCGUUCCAAUGCAAGGAAUUGGUAUGAUGCCAUCGACUAUGAUGUUCCAAGCCAACAUGAUGUCUCCCCAGUCGACGACAAUGAUGUCCCCACCGGCCAUGAUGUCCCCACCAACUAUGAUGUCCGGUACAGGUACCCCAUUUUCCACCCCUACAGGUGCUGUCAAUCCUAUUCCUGCUAUGGCCAUCCCUAUGUCAAUACCACAGACCUCUUCAAACAACAACACCUGGACAGAUUCCAGUGGACUUAACAUCAGCUUAGAGUCCUUGAACCCAAAUGCUCGUUUUCAGAAAUCAACAGCUCCAUCUAUGAACCAACUGCAACAACAAGGGCUUAUGGCAAAAGGCGUAGUUAUUUGGUACCCUGACUCUGCAACAGCAGCAGCAGCGGCAGCAGCAGCAGCAUCGUCUACAACUUACCCCAAUGCAACAGUGUCAGGAACACCUGGCAGUCAGUUCAUGGGAACUACUCCAUCUGGAAUGAAUGCUGCACCUCCAGGUCUUAACCAAAGAAUGGGCUCCCUUAAUUUGGGAGGUUCACCAGUAAUUCAACCACAGACUACUGGAAACUUAGUAGGAACCCCACCCGGCAUGAUAGGAGUAAGUGGUGGGGGCAAUUCCAACAUGCCAGCUACUGCAGGCUUACCAACCAAUCUGAUGAAUUCGCCGACAUCAUUCCAGCAACGGACCAACCAGGCCUUCAGUGAUUUUGGAAAUGUGAUGAAAUAAUUAAAGCUGAUUGAGACAGCACUAGGACACCGACUGUGGAAAGGGAUCGACAUGUUUGGAGGGAGAGCAUCUCUCCACUCCUUACUAUAUUAAAACAUUGGUAUCACAUCUGAAUGUAUGUGUGCGUGUAUGUAUGUAUAUGUAUAUAUAUAUGUAUAUACAUAUAUGUAUGUAUGUACUGUAUGAAGUGUUUGAUUACACUUUAUUCCAGUGUGGAAUUUACAACUAGAAUGGACAAAAUCUAUUUCGGAUUUUGAGAUUUUUUUUUUUUUAUACACAUCAAAUGCAAACAUGAUGAAAAGUAUUUAAUAAUAAUAAUUAAAAUAAUAAUAAUGAUAUGAAAAUUGAUACGCUCUCUCUCUUUCUCUCUCUCCCCACUUUCCCUACUCUUUGUCUCUUCUUCCUCCUUUUCUUUCUACAUCUCUCCUCUCUUUUUGUUUCUGUUCAUUUUCUCCAUAUUAUUAUACAUUCCUCGUGUUAAGUGUAC
Molecule: messenger RNA, 2999 nt
Organism: Octopus sinensis (East Asian common octopus)
Lineage: Eukaryota; Metazoa; Mollusca; Cephalopoda; Octopoda; Octopodidae
Product: clathrin interactor 1
Exons: 16
Coding region: 389-2512 (707 amino acids)
Biological process (GO): endocytosis
Cellular component (GO): clathrin vesicle coat; plasma membrane; endosome
Molecular function (GO): phospholipid binding; clathrin binding
Source: RefSeq, a predicted model, not a curated record